Molecule: messenger RNA, 843 nt
Organism: Scedosporium apiospermum
Lineage: Eukaryota; Fungi; Ascomycota; Sordariomycetes; Microascales; Microascaceae
Exons: 3
Coding region: 1-843 (280 amino acids)
Biological process (GO): small GTPase-mediated signal transduction
Molecular function (GO): GTP binding; GTPase activity
Source: RefSeq, a predicted model, not a curated record
AUGGCUUCUUCUUCUUCCUACAACUACCAAUCCUCCUACUACUCCCCGCAACCCUUGAACGAGAAAGCCGACAACUACCGCGAGAGCUCCGGCCGCAGGGAGCAGCGAUACCGGGCCAGUGAAGGAACCAUCAGCACCACCAUGAGCUCCUCCACGGGACGCGAAUCCUCCGGCACUCAUAUGACCGAGGCGCCGACCUACUCCAAGAAGAUCGUCGUCGUCGGUGAUGGUGGUUGCGGGAAGACUUGCCUUCUCAUCAGCUACAGUCAAGGAUACUUCCCCGAGAAAUACGUACCGACUGUAUUCGAAAACUACAUUACCUACCCCAUCCACCCUCCCACAGGCAAGAUUGUCGAGCUUGCCCUGUGGGAUACCGCCGGCCAAGAGGAAUACGACCGACUGAGGCCGCUUUCCUACCCCGAAACCGAUUUGAUCUUUGUCUGCUUCGCCAUCGACUGCCCCAACUCUCUUGACAACGUCCUGGAUAAGUGGUACCCCGAAGUCCUUCACUUCUGCCCCUACACUCCCCUUAUCCUCGUCGGCCUCAAGUCCGACCUCCGUUACAAGAAGACCUGCAUCGACAUGCUCAAGACCCAAGGCCUCACCCCCGUGACGACGGAGCAAGGUCUCGCCGUGUCCAAGAAGAUGGGCGCCCAGUACAUGGAGUGCAGUAGCAAGGAGAUGCGCGGCGUCGACGAGAUCUUCGAAAAGGCCAUCCUCACCGUCGUGGCCAACGAUCGUCGGAAUCUCGAGGCGCAAAUGGCCGCGGCUAGCUCGUCCGGCGGCAAUACCAACUUUGUUGUACCCGUCAAGCGAAAGAAGCGGAGUUGCAAGAUUCUUUAA